GCGGCACUGGUCUGAGCAUGGUGCAGAAGCUCCAGUCGCUCGGCGUCCGUCUUGCCCUGGUGCCAGCUCUCCUUCUCCUGUCCGUGACGCAUGCGGCUUCCCAGAGCAGCCUCUGCCAGAAGUGCCCCUCAGGCUCCGAUCCGCUGCACAACAUGAAGCUGCAGAUCAUGCACCUGAAGAGGGAUGCUCAGGCGCUGUACAAGUCCUACUUGUCCCACAAUGGUUUGCUGAGGCUUCCCCGCGAAAUCUGCAGAGGGCGGCCAGAGUCCUGGUUCCCAAGCAGAACUGUAAGUCGGAAAAGAGUGACCACGAUGCUGACGGGACUGCACGAGAUGCUGCGGUAUGUGAAGGAGGCACUGGCACACCUCUGGCGACAGCAGAGCGAGCUGCAGAGUCGAGGAGCCGAGCUGCUCGGCAGACUGAACAAAACUUCCGUGUCAGUGUUGGGACUUCUGUAUAACACCCAGUGUGCCCUGUGCCUACGGGGCCUCGCUCCCGGCAACACGUCUCUCCCGGAGAGAACUGCAGGCACUUCAGUGUUCUCUCAAAAGAUUGAAGGGUGCCGCACACUCUGGAGUUACUCCAGCAUCAUUAGGAAGUUGGCCAGGGCCUUUGAAAAGGAGAAAGGAAGGCAAGCAGAUGGAGAGACGGGGAGGGUGCGUGGCCACUCCUUGACUGACUGUAAGGGACACUGA
Varanus komodoensis (Komodo dragon) is the source of this 695-nucleotide messenger RNA. RefSeq lists its product as uncharacterized. NCBI's taxonomy places the organism in Eukaryota, Metazoa, Chordata, Lepidosauria, Squamata, Varanidae. Gene Ontology annotation, molecular function: leukemia inhibitory factor receptor binding; cytokine activity. The record is from RefSeq and is a predicted model, not a curated record. Gene Ontology annotation, cellular component: extracellular region. The transcript is spliced from 3 exons. Gene Ontology annotation, biological process: immune response. Bases 18 to 695 code for a protein of 225 amino acids.